Lepus europaeus (European hare) is the source of this 609-nucleotide messenger RNA. RefSeq names its product tumor suppressor candidate 1 (gene TUSC1). The record is from RefSeq and is a predicted model, not a curated record. The coding region runs from base 1 to 609 and encodes 202 amino acids. NCBI's taxonomy places the organism in Eukaryota, Metazoa, Chordata, Mammalia, Lagomorpha, Leporidae. The transcript has a single exon.
AUGUGGCGCAUGCGUGGUGGCGCCACCAGGUGCGGGAGCUGCGGCGGCGGGGACGGCGGCGGCGGCGGGGACCGCCGCGGGCCAGGCCGCCCGGGCCGAGCUCGUGGGGGUGGCGGCGGCGACAGCGGCGGCGUGGGGUGGCGAGGCCGUGCGGGCGGCGCCCGACAGCAGCUGGAGGAGCGGUUCGCCGACCUGGCUGCCAGCCACCUGGAGGCCCUCCGCGCGCGGGACGAACGGGAGCGGCAGAACGCGCGGCUGCGCGAGGAGAACGCCCGGCUGCGGCUCGAGAAUCGCAGGCUGAAGCGCGAGAACCGCAGCCUCUUCCGUCAGGCGCUGCGGUUCCCAGGCGAGGGCGGCGACUGGGCGCCCGCCGAGGCGACCGCAGGCCCCGAAGAGGCCCGCCCGCCCCCGAGGGCCGGAGGCGGCGAGCCCGAGGACGAGGCGGGGAGCCCCCGGGCGCUGAGGGCUCGGCUGGAGAAGCUCGAAGCCAUGUACCGCCGGGCCCUGCUGCAGCUGCACCUGGAGCAGCGAGGAGCGCGCCCGCGCGCGGACAAGGAGGAGCCGCCCGUGCGGGCGCCCGAGCCGGAGCCCUCGGGGCCCUGGCUGUAG